GUUCAGCAACAGGUUCACCCAAACCUUUCAGCAAAAGAAGAUUCCCUCUAUUACAUUGAAGAGUUGAUACUUCAGCUGCUAAACAAACUAUGCAUUGCUCAGCCACGGACUGUCCAAGACGUAGAGGAGCGUGUUCAAAAGACAUUUCCUCAUCCAAUAGACAAGUGGGCGAUUGCUGAUGCGCAGUCUGCUAUAGAGAAACGAAAAAGAAGAAGCCCUCUCCUGCUACCUGUGGACAAAAUACAUCCUUUAUUAAAGGAGGUCCUAGGUUAUAAGGUAGAUUACCAUGUGUCUCUGUAUAUUGUGGCUGUCUUGGAAUACAUCUCAGCUGAUAUUUUAAAGCUGGCUGGAAACUAUGUUUUCAAUAUACGACACUUUGAGAUCUCCCAGCAGGACAUUAAAGUAUCAAUGUGUGCUGACAAGGUUUUGAUGGAUAUGUUUGAUCAGGAUGACAUUGGUUUGGUUUCUCUCUGUGAAGAUGAGCCCUCCUCUUCUGGGGAACUCAACUACUAUGACCUAGUGAGAAACGAAAUUGCAGAAGAAAGGCAAUAUCUGCGGGAGCUGAAUCUGAUAAUAAAAGUAUUUCGGGAAGCUUUCCUAUCAAACAGAAAAUUGUUCACACCUAAUGAUAUCGAUGUGAUAUUUAGCAACAUUUCAGAUAUUCACGAGUUGACAGUGAAGCUUUUGGGAUUGAUUGAGGAUACCGUUGAAAUGACAGACGAAAGUAGUCCUCAUCCGCUGGCUGGCAGCUGCUUUGAGGAUCUUGCAGAGGAGCAGGCCUUUGAUCCAUAUGAAACCUUGUCCCAGGAUAUUCUCUCUCCACAAUUUCAUGAGCAUUUUAAUAACUUAAUGGCAAAACCUGCUGUUGCUCUCCACUUUCAGUCUACUGCUGAAGGGUUUAAAGAAGCUGUACGAUACGUUCUCCCACGACUCAUGCUUAUCCCAGUCUAUCAUUGUUUGCACUACUUUGAGUUACUGCAG
Molecule: messenger RNA, 981 nt
Organism: Pelecanus crispus (Dalmatian pelican)
Lineage: Eukaryota; Metazoa; Chordata; Aves; Pelecaniformes; Pelecanidae
Source: RefSeq, a predicted model, not a curated record